ACAUACAAAGAAAAGAAUAGAUGGGGCAAUCCUGAAAAGGUGGCUUAGAGUUGCUUGAAUUCAUUGCUGGGACCAGUCCUGGGAGGCUGCUCUGAGUUACUUUGGUGUUGGUUUUCUCUGGCCUUCCCUAAGUGUCUACAACCUCAACUGCCUUGCCAAAAUUCCAAGUGCAAACCUUGGGUCCUUGACACAGUGCCCAGCCCAGUACUAUCUGAUCCCAGAGUCAAACACGAUUCUCCUGCAUCUCUGCCCUGAUGUGUCUCCAGGACCAAAUCUAAUAGCGAAGAACUCAUUUUCCUGUAGGGGCGAAAGGAGUAAACCUUGGAAGCUCCUGGAGGGGGCUGCAACUGGUCUAGGCCUGGGAAAACUGGAUGAGCAAGAUUUCCAGACUGAGAAGACAGGAAACAAAGGAAAAGACAGGUGCAAAGGCCUAAGAAGCAGAGCUGGGCACUGAGGGAUGGACACAGACGUAGAAGGAAAGAUUAAGAGCAAGGAUUUCAGUACUUGAGCUGGGGCUUGAGAAAUGGGCGGGUUCCAGUUGCCGGCCUGACGGGAGUGGAUAGUCUUCCCGUCCAUCACUGCAGACCCACCAAUGACGAUGUGCGGAGGCGGGGCCACAGAAAGGGCGGCUAAGAGGGCCCUGGCGCGUGACCAAACGCCUGUGGAUCUGGAUUGGACUGUGCGGGCAUCCGUGGGCUUCCGUGAACCGUUAACUUCGGCGAGCAGAGAACAUGGCGGCUCCCUUUCCCGAGAGCUCAAAACUAUUGCCAAAAUGCUUUGGAGUUUUUAACUGUUUUUGAGAAAAGCCCCAAAUCGAUUUGAGACUGUAACAGCAGAAGCUGCAGCAAGAGGGAUUCAGUGCCAAUGCAUCAACAAAAAAGACAGCCAGAGUUAGUGGAAGGAAAUCUUCCCGUUUUCGUGUUUCCCACGGAGCUAAUAUUUUAUGCAGAUGACCAGUCAACACAUAAACAAGUGUUGACUCUGUAUAAUCCUUAUGAGUUUGCCUUAAAGUUCAAAGUUUUGUGUACUACUCCAAAUAAGUAUGUUGUCGUUGAUGCUGCAGGUGCAGUAAAGCCUCAGUGUUGUGUGGAUAUUGUGAUUCGUCACAGAGACGUUCGAUCCUGUCACUAUGGUGUGAUAGACAAAUUCCGUCUCCAAGUGUCUGAGCAGAGCCAGAGGAAGGCGCUAGGAAGGAAGGAGGUUGUGGCUACUCUCCUCCCGUCGGCAAAAGAACAACAAAAGGAAGAAGAGGAAAAAAGAAUAAAGGAACAUUUAACUGAGAGUUUAUUUUUUGAGCAGUCGUUUCAACCAGAAAACAGAACUGUCUCCUCAGGACCCAGUUUACUGACCGUCUUCCUGGGAGUGGUGUGUAUUGCAGCUCUGAUGCUUCCUACGCUGGGGGACGUGGAAUCGCUGGUGCCUCUCUACCUCCACUUAAGUGUGAAUCAGAAAUUAGUGGCUGCUUAUAUCUUAGGUCUUAUCACAAUGGCUAUACUUAGAACAUGAGCAAGGAAUUCAGUUGACUUCUGAAGUAAAUUUAUCUUGAAAAUAUGAAUGUGGACUGCCUUUUAUCUCUAUUUCACCCCCUUGCCAUGCUACAAACUAUUGAAUGACUUACAAUCAUUGCAAAUGUAUAAUAUAUAUUUUAAAUUACUCUAUAAUUUUAUUCCAAGGACUUCAGGCACAUUAUGUUACAGACAGCAAGGAUGCUUCUGAGUGACACUUAGGAAAUUAUUUGAAGAAAUUCUUUUUAUAUUUAAGCCUAUCCUGCAAAAGACUUUAAUUAAGACACUUGUUAUUUUCUCAUCUUUUUUCUAAUUCACUCUGAUUGUUGAGGUCAUGUGUCCUUCAAAGUUAAAGGCCUAAAAGAGCAAACUGACCAGCCUGAAAAUAAAAUGACAUUUAUUUCCUAGCUGCGAACAUCAAUGUUACUAUGUAAAUUAUACCUUGUCCUCUAGCAUUAUAAGCAGUUGCCAUGGUGUUUCUAAAAUAAGAGUUUUACAGUUAAUGUGUAGAGGGUGAAAAAAGAGGCAUCAAGUCCUGAGGGAUCAUGCUUACCUUAGGGUCUCACAGAAGACAGGCCGUAUUUAAUUCAUCCGGUGAACUACAGAAGAGCUUGUGGUCCAGCCACCAAGAAGCAGGGUGACCAUUUUGUUUGGUCUAAGAAUCCAAAAGGAAGGUAGGCAUUUGGUUCGUUAGUGGGUACACCCUGCCUUUCCCUCUGGAUAAUGCUUUAUGUUGAUAGGAGGAAAAAUCACCUUAACUUGGCUCCUCGGCCCUUUGCCUGCCUGGAAGCUCCUUGUCCAGAGUGGGACUCGCGAUGCCUGGUGAUUUAUGUGGAGGUGAUUUUUCACCUUUAAACUCUAAGCCAAGUUCAAAAGAAAAAACCUUGCUAUCUGUGUCUAUUUUGUAUCAGUCACGGAGACAUUUUUUAAGUUUGUAUUUAUGAUGAAGAUAACUUUACCAAAAAAAGGUCCCUGAAGCACAACUACUUCCAGUUCUUUAUAGCCUCUUCUGAUCUCUAACAUAUAUAUGCAGUUUUACCUGUUAUUGUUAUAGUAACUGGUCUUUUGACUUGGGAUUUUUAUCUUGAGAGCACAAUGCAGCGAGUCUCUUGGAAAUCAUCGUCCAGGUCUUGUUGCAGGAUGCGCUCACGCCCGGCUACCGCGGCGGCCUCCGGGAACACACGCGAACACAGACGUGUAUGCCUGAGGCUGGUGUUUGCAGGAAACAGCAAUUUACUUCUCAUCUAAAAGCUUUUAUGUAUAGUCUUUCAUAGAAAAUCCUCAUUGUGUAACCAUUGGGGGCAUAGAAAUCAUCAAAUGGAUCAUGUCUGUACAUUGUGUGAUGACUGAAAAGCACAUAAAUGUCAGUCUAUUUUGAACUUUGUAAAAAAAAAAAAAACAAAAAACAAAAAACACCUCGAGUUUGAAUGCUA
Sus scrofa (pig) is the source of this 2938-nucleotide messenger RNA. Lineage: Eukaryota; Metazoa; Chordata; Mammalia; Artiodactyla; Suidae. The record is from RefSeq and is a predicted model, not a curated record.